AUGAUUACGGAAAAAUUCACGGUACUAGUAUUACUGAUAUUUCUAUGUAUGAUAUCGUUCUUCUUCUCCUUACAUGCAAAAGAAUUUCGUUACAAGCAUUACACAUUCAGAAAGAAGCAGCGACUAGUAAGUAAUUUGCCUAAUAUAAUUAUGUUAGGCCAUAAGCUUUCAACAUUUUGUUUGUGCUAAGCUUAAGCUUAUAUGAGGGUCUGAAUGGGGGGGUCCACUUGUCGGUUGUCGGUUAAAAUUCAGUUACUUUGUCGGUAGUCGGUUAAAAUUUUCGAUCUUUGUCGGUAGUCGGUUAAACUUUUUUAUUUUGGUCGGUUGUCGGAAAAUCUCAGUUAAUAAGUAAAAACGCUUGUUAAUUAUUAAUAUUUUUUAUGUAUUUCACCCAGUUUCUAGACUUUGAUCCCUAAGGAAAGAGUAAAACUUGUAAAAAUGCAUCAUUUGAUUGCACUGAAGCCCAUUAACUCUUGUUUGUUUAAGCAACAUGAUCGUUUAUUUCACCAUUGUUUGCCAAAUUAAUAUCAUGAGUACUGAUAAAAUCACCAAACCUUUGAUUGUAAAUGCGAACUUGGUUUCCCUGUCGACUACAGGGCAAAGUAAGAAGUAAUUAAUUAAUGAAUGGACUCCAGCCUUUUGGGUACUUAAAUUGUUCUUAGUGAAAAACGGCAAGGGGUGACAGGGUGCACAUCUAUACCUUUAAUGUGUUGGCUCUAACAAGCAUGUCCUUUGCCAUAAUUUUUCUUUCUCAAAGAAAUAACACUUUAACCCUCGGACGGAGAAGGAGUGGGGGGGGGGUGGGGAGGGUGGAUGCCACCCCCUUCUGGGAUUUUUCCACGAGGAUAAAACAUCAGCACCGGACGUUUUCAGUAGAUAUUCGUUUAUGAUCCCUUGCACGCAUUUUGAGACGAGUUCAGUGAUGAUCAGUUUCUAUGGUUACCAGGUAUGACGUAACAAGUAGCAGGUGGUCAAGCCAGUUUGAGUGAAUUCACCUUUUUUCAAAAAUAAAAGUAAAUCUUGUGGCUAAAAUCAUGCAAAGUGUUAUUUAUGUGUUAUUAUUCACGUCAAGCAAUUACCAUUUCUCGCUGUUUUAACCUGAUUUCUAAUUCUUGGUAAAAUCCAAGAUGGCGGACAAGAUGGCGACCAUUGUUGGUCACGUCAUAGGCCUCCAGCAGCGCCACCAUUCAUAAAAUAUACCUCAUCUUGUUAAGAAGAUCAAAGGCCUUUCAGUGAAGGCAAAAUCGCUUUGAAAUACUGCAACAUAUCAAAAACUCUGGGGAGGGGUUCCAUCUACCCUCCUCUUGGCGGGGGUAUGAUUUUGCGUGUACGUCCGAGGGUUAAGUGGCAAGGUAGUUGUAGGUUUUGUAUAAGAUUACACUUCUUCAUUAAAGUUUCUUUUAUAAUACACACUAAGGGCUUGUAUUGCGUCAUGAAAGGCAAUAUUUCUUUUUCUUCCUUGUUGUUUUGUUUCAGGAGCGUUGCUUUCCUUCUGUGAAUUUUACUUCUAAUAGCACUGAAUUUUUCUUUCAAAAUUGUGUGGCCACCCUCUGUACAUCAACCGCUUUUUACCGGGGCCUAGCCUAAGGCUAUAUUGCUGGCUCGUUACUUUUGGGAGUGUUCGCUGAGAUGUAUCGCUGGUUGAGAAAUUUGAAGUAGGGAGCAACAACUGUAACCAUGUAAAUAUUAAUUCGAUUAGUUUGCACACGGAAUCGUUUAAUGCCACUAUAUUUACCACUUAUCAAUAAAUGAGAUCCCAGUCUAUUGCAAAAUAUUAGUACAGUAUUCAUCCUAGCGAUGACAAAGCUUGGUCGAGGUAGAACUGUGUACACUACGACAAAGCAAAAAUCUUAACUUAUUAAACUUGCAUGCGCCAAGCUUUAUUUAUGCGUUUCAAUACCUUACAAUUCGCACUCCCUGCAGGAAACUUCGUCAAAUAUUUUCCGAAAAACAAUUAAAACUCAUUAGGAGGAAGUCUAUCACUGCUUUGACUUGUGAAGCAACAAAACAAAAUAUUUUCAAAUAACCUUUGUCACGCAAUAUUUACGUUAGCGAGAUGCGCAAAUUCUCAACUGUUCAAAAUACGGGAUUCCCUAACAUUUUGUCUUUUCACAUUAAUCAUUACACCUUGUUUUCAUCUCUAAAGAAUAUUUGCAAUAAAAAAGAUUUUCAUGUCGCCCGACAAACUUGUUGAUGAAAACGACCCUUCCACGUGGGUUGCCAAGACAAAAGUGGCCCCGGUAAAAUUCACGAAGUGAUUCUUGUUGAAAUCUGAAAUACUUCCUCAGAGGAGUUUUUUCGUAGAAUGCUCAAGGCUUCUUGUUUGUCAAAUCCAUUUUUUUACAAUUGGUGGGUGAUAAGAAGUGAAAAUGUAUAUGCUGGGAGGUUUCCGUUUAAAAUGCGUCUUUACGUCAAUGAUAGCUUUUUCUCAUUUUUCGUUGAAUGUUGUGCCUUGGUAUACAACCGGGUCUAAAAAGAUUGUCUCAGUGUCAGAUAUUUCAGCUGUAAAUUUCAUAGCCAGUAGAGUGGUAGGGUGAAGUAAGUUUACUUGUUCCGUGAAUUUGAAGAAAUCUACCAUGUUUACUUAUGUCCCAUAGGGAAAAAUAUCAUGUAGCGUUUUCAAACAGUUGGUUAAAAAUUUAAAGACGGUUUUGCUUAAACUUUGUGCUUCAAUAUAUGCGGCCAUGAAAAUGUUGGAAAGGAAACUGCUGUAUGUGCUCAUCGCGGUACUGUGGUAUUUUUCUCACUGAUAGUGCUUUCCAUUAAACUAGAGCGAAUUUUCUUUGAUGAUUAAUCUAAACAUUCCUCGUACCGAAACAAGAAACGUUCAGUUUUUUCACCUUUGUCUUUUCAAUAAAAUUUAUAAAGUCGGUAGCAUCUCUAAGGUGUGUCUUCUGUGAUUAUGAUAUUAGUUGUAGUAAUGUUGUAGAAAAAAAUGCAAAAUUCUCUUUUUUCUGAAAACAAAUAUUGAUAAUGUCAGCCCAUGUCGGUAGUCGGUAAUUUUUUACUCGUUUUGUCGGUAGUCAGUACUAUUUUUCGCCCCUUGUCGCUAGUCGGUUAACCCCAUUCAGACCCUCUUAUAUUUUACUGCUUAUGUUCAGUUGAUGAACCGUGCAGUGUUUUGUUUCUUAUAUGCAUAAGUCAUGAGGGCUUUGACCUAGUGCAAGACCCUGGAUGUAAGAAAAUGGAAUUGAGCGGCUUAUUCCAUAAUAAAAUUAUUAAAACAUUCCUCGGCAUAAUAAACAAGCAAAUAAGAAUGUAUAGUAAAAACUCCAGUGACUAAAUGGGGACGUUAAUUCCUCCCCUCCCCUCCCCCCGCUCCCACUCCAAAGAUGGUGGACAAAUGACCCAGCCCCUGUGGACAAAUGUAUCAACAGUGCUGACAAAAAAUGAACUCUUUGGAUUUAAUUUUUCAAAGGGUGCCAACAAACAUUCGAGGGUGUGGAUGCCAGUCAUCCUUAGGCAAGGGGGGGGGAGGGGGGGAGGUGUGGAUAAAAAAUGGAACAUCCCGUAAUUAUGGUACACCAGUCAUGUCUGUGAGCUCUUACCAUUUGUAUGGAAAACCCAUGGAACGGUUCAUCCUGGUGGAAAUUAUCCGCAAAAAAAGUAAUACCUUUCGAGGUAUUAACUUUUUCCCCUUCUUACCGAAACGACUGAAAUUCUCUGUACCAUUUGUUUGGAUUACCAGUGCCAGGCUUCAUGUUGAGAGAAAGUGAAAAAUUUACCGGUAUUUUGUAAAUGGUGCAACUAAAUCCCGUUCCUGUUUUCAGUGCCAAAAAAAAUACUAGUACCACUUGACAGAAAUUUUUCACCAAAAUUUCCGUACAAAUGGUAAGGGCUCCGUGUCUUGGUCUUGUCCCUUUUAUAAGCAUGUAACAAAAAUGCAAAAAUUUAUAAACUAAGGGACACUUUUUUUGUGUGUAUUAUGAUGAAAAAAAAAUUGUGAUAUGUGGGCACUCUAAUAAAUUUAAUCUAAAAUUUUCCCUCUGUCUUUCAAUUGUUUUAGGCUAAGAAGUACUCACCACUGGAAAAGGGUUGUGAAGUUAAUCAAUGUAAAGACCUUUUUGGAUUAGAGUUGAUCAAGUGUACAAGGAAGUGCAUAUCACAGACUUGUUAUGACGAGUUAUAUGCCUGGGAUGAGGUAAAUAAGAAAGUGUCUGUCAUAUUAACAUGUUAGGUAUGUUGCAUGAUGUGUGUUCAAUCUUUGACCCCCUGGAGGGUACUUCACCAGUAUUUGUGUAUAGGUGAGCUGCUGAGGGUUAAAAACCUUGACCCUGCUGAGGACAAAACAAAGAUCCUAUUAUUUAAAACACAUACCUGUUUAUGACACAAUAAACUCAACUUGACGUCUUGUUUUAAAGCCAUUUAUUGGCAAUUGCAAUAGAGCAAAUUUACAUUAUCAUUUGCUUUAUUGUAUAAAUGGAGUACAAACAAUUUCAUCAAGCAAAUCAAGUCAAUCAUACAGGCAAUGCCCUGUUUAUAAUUAGGACUUGACUAAUUAGACUUGCACAAAAUUAUAUACCCUGUUUAGGACGGAGAGGACAAAAACCAUAUCCUGUCCUGCAACACAUCCCCGUAUAGGCCAUACAAGGGAAUACAUGUACACCUCCCUGGGCUUUGACUACCUGUAAAAGCUAAGAGUGUGAAUCCCUGUCCAAGCUUUUGCUUUAACUCCUUGCUGGGCCACACAUGUUGUGCACUUCUAAGCAAUGUUUUCACUGCUUUUCCAUUACACUUCAGUUCCUCAAAACAUUCAUUUUUCUUUUUACAAGGCACCAAUAACUGCUUUUGUCAAGUUUAAUGCUGAUAUAUCUAGUAGAAUUUCUUAUUCAUUUUUUUUGUUUUGUUUUGUUUUGUUUUAGAUUUUUUUUUACUGCAGAAAAUUACAUGUAUUAUUUUAUAGUUUCUAUUUUUUUUUUCACCUAUUAAUUAUUUACCUACUUAUUUACCAGUUAUCAUAAUUAUUUCUAACUGUUCAAUAUUAUUUUUCUUUAUUUCAAGCUUGAGGAAGGUGAGAUUGAUGUACGUCUAACUUCAUUCAAGGGUUGCGUCGUGAAGCAGCUCCAGGAACAGGAGAGCAGGAAUCGUGGAUUAUGA
Molecule: messenger RNA, 5097 nt
Organism: Porites evermanni
Lineage: Eukaryota; Metazoa; Cnidaria; Anthozoa; Scleractinia; Poritidae
Source: the annotation of a GenBank genome assembly